Ictalurus punctatus (channel catfish) is the source of this 4021-nucleotide messenger RNA. RefSeq names its product TBC1 domain family, member 20 (gene tbc1d20). Lineage: Eukaryota; Metazoa; Chordata; Actinopteri; Siluriformes; Ictaluridae. Gene Ontology annotation, biological process: endoplasmic reticulum to Golgi vesicle-mediated transport; positive regulation of GTPase activity. The coding region runs from base 763 to 1998 and encodes 411 amino acids. Gene Ontology annotation, cellular component: endoplasmic reticulum membrane. The transcript has 8 exons. Gene Ontology annotation, molecular function: GTPase activator activity. The record is from RefSeq and is a predicted model, not a curated record.
CUCCAAAAACGUGGAUGAAUAUUCAUCUGUAUUAUAUGGAAAAUGUUUUUAAAUCAAGUUUGGAAAAGUUGUCGGAAGCUUGCUGAUGGUGACGUUCAAGUCGAGCGACCGUGGUGUAGUUCGUUUAUAGCCUACAAUUAGCUUUUUAUUUCUGGAGAUUGUAUUUAGGCUUCAAACUUCACAAAGGUUGUGUUCACUUUUGUCGAUAAUAGAGCUUGUGUUUUUGCGAAAACCCCAAACCCUAUGGGAAAAUCCUAUUGGGUUUUUGUCGAGGGAACCAGUGUAAUGUAACUUCCGGGUUCCGGUACAAAAUGACAUCAUCACUGUGCGUUUCAUGAAUAACUGGAACGAGAGGCAGCAGUUAGAGUUGGUCUUUAAGAGGACUUUUAUUUUGCUAGAUUCUGGUCAUAGUGAAGUUAUUGUGGCUUACUUCCGCAAAGAGAAUGCCAGCUCAGAGAGGAUGCUGUAUAGCCUGCACUGUAUUUGUAGCUAAUGCAUAUAAAAUAAUGUCCACUAUGCUUAAAUUUGAUAUAUGAGUCUACGUGAGAUGUUUGCGUUUGAUGGGAGAUCAGUGUUAAGUUUAGUAAAAAAGUGGUUUGUUAUCUGAGUGGUCGUGGCCUUUUUCGGAGCUGUUAUGCUAGCAGACUGUGGAGCAGAACCCCGGUGAUGUGGAGGAACUCGGAUGGAGCUUGUGUGUUCAGUGCUGUUCCUGCGAGUUGAAGCGAAAACAAAGCCGUGUUGGUGUAAUAUGUCAACAACAUCAUGAACCUGAAAAAGUCCAGAAAUAUCGCAGCCUCCAGCGUCUCUUUAGAUGGGAUUGGAAAACAAGGUAAAGGCGCUGACCCGAAGAGGAAGCGGAAGAUGGCCGACAUCACACAGGCUCUGAAUGCGACACCUGUCGACGUAGGCACGCUGAGGAGGAUGGCCAUCAGUGAAGGAGGGCUCAUGACCGACGAGAUCCGCUGUAAAGUCUGGCCUCGGCUAUUGAACGUCCCUGUAGAGAACAUCCCUGAAAAACUUGAUGAAGUGAAUAGAGAGAAUAAUAAGGACUACAACCAGGUGCUCUUGGAUGUGCAGAGAUCCCUGAGACGCUUUCCUCCAGGUAUGCCUGACGAGCAGAGGAUGGGACUGCAGGAGGAGCUGAUCAACAUCAUCCUGCGCGUGCUGCAGAAAAACCCCCAGCUGCACUAUUAUCAGGGCUAUCACGACAUCGUGGUCACCUUCCUGCUUGUGCUGGGAGAACGUCUUGCCACUGCACUGGUCGAGAAACUCUCUACACACCAUCUCAGGGACUUUAUGGACCCCACCAUGGACAACACAAAACACAUCCUCAACUACCUAAUGCCGAUUAUAGAGCGAGUCAACCCGGAGGUGUACAACUUCAUGCAACAAGCUGAGGUGGGGACCAUCUUCGCCCUGAGCUGGCUCAUCACCUGGUUCGGCCAUGUGUUAUCAGAUUUCCGCCACGUAGUGCGGUUGUACGAUUUCUUCUUGGCUUGCCAUCCACUGAUGCCAAUUUAUUUCGCCGCUGUGAUCGUGCUGUAUCGGGAGGAGGAGGUGCUGGACUGUGAGUGUGACAUGGCCAUGAUGCACCACCUGCUCUCUCGGAUCCCUCAGGAUCUCCCCUACGAGACCCUGAUCAGCCGAGCCGGAGACCUUUUCGUACAGUUCCCUCCAUCCGAGCUGGCAAAGGGAGCGACUCGGGAGCGCACUCAGCAAACGGCCGCGUCCACCUUCACAGACUUUGAGCUGGUCUCAGCGCAGCAGCGGCCCGACACAGUGCUUCGCCGCAGGCGGAGAGAGCAGCAGCAGGAGCAGCAGCAGCAUGGUGGUACCGCAAACCCUCAGCUUGGCACCGUGGCCGUGAUUCGACCUGCUGCACGCCGACUUGUCAGACUGGCAGUGAUGGGCAUCACCGUGGCACUGGGGGCUGCUGCAUUGGCUGUAGUGAACUCUGCUCUGGAAUGGGCACCUAAACUCAACCUCCUGUUCCCUUAACAUGAACUGAACAGGCCUGUCUCUCUCCAAGCACUUUGAGAUGGGCUGCCUUCAUUUAUUUAUAUUUAUAUUUGUGAGGCCUAAUUAAUGUCAUGCUAAGAGAGAUUACAGUAAAGUGUUUUCCCCCAUAGGUUUAAGCUGAGGAUCUGGAAUGUAUGAUGAGUAACACACUACUGAGCCAUUCGAAGUAUUUGUGUUGUUCGAGAGAAACAGUGUAAGUUUUUAUUUGAACACGUUUGCCUAAAUAUGGAGUUGAAUUGUUGAAAGGUUUGUACGUUUCCUUAUUCUGUAAUUAUUCAUUUUGUACAGUACAACUUGUACAAUGGGUUUAUACUUUACUCUUUUACUAACACUAUCUGGACCCUUCCACUUGCCCCUACCCCCUUACCUUUCUGGACCCUUCCACUUGCCCCUACCCCCUUACCUUUCUGGACCCUUCCACUUGCCCCUACCCCCUUACCUUUCUGGACCCUUCCACUUGCCCCUACCCCCUUACCUUUCUGGACCCUUCCACUUGCCCCUACCCCCUUACCUUUCUGGACCCUUCCACUUGCCCCUACCCCCUUACCUUUCUGGACCCUUCCACUUGCCCCUACCCCCUUACCUUUCUGGACCCUUCCACUUGCCCCUACCUCCUUACCUUUCUGGACCCUUCCACUUGCCCCUACCCCCUUACCUUUCUGGACCCUUCCACUUGCCCCUACCUCCUUACCUUUCUGGACCCUUCCACUUGCCCCUACCUCCUUACCUUUCUGGACCCUUCCACUUGCCCCUACCCCCUUACCUUUCUGGACCCAUCCACUUGCCAACAACCCCAUGAGUUGUCUGAAGCUGACCACUUGGCCCCACCUCCUUACCUUUCUGCACCCAUUCAGUUGGACCCAACCCUCAAAAACCCUGGAAGCAUAACCAGGGAUUCAGAAAUAUAGCAUUAAAGUUGUAGGUGUGUAAAUUGUAAUUAAUAUUUGCAACGUUAACAUUGUAAGACAUUUUGAAAGUAAGAUUCGUAAUAAAAGUAAAAAAAGGUUUAUACCUACAAAACAGGUUAUUGGGUUAUUCACCUAAAUACAGAUUCACAAAUCUGAUUAUGGAUUUUCAUAAGAUUACAUUGUCAAUUUAUGCAUGAUUAUUUUGAUGUCCAUCUAAAUGUGCAGAGUGCACUGAAUGGAUAUGUCCCUUAUGAAUAAUAAUGAGACCAAAAACCUUUAUCGUUAGCGCCUUGCUUUUUUUUUCUCUUUUUUUUUUUUGCGGUUAGUACAGCUCAUUAUUUUCAAUAUGUGCUCUUUAACUGAAUAUGAAUAAAUGGUCACAGUUUGUAUACUCUUUGUUUAGGCAAAAAUCUAUAUUAUAUUAUUAUGGUAUACCAUUUAAAUUUGAUACGUGAUGCUGAAAACAGAGCUCUGAGUAUCAUCCAAUGCUCGUUCAUUGAUCAGAUCAGUCUGGAUGUCUAAUACAAAUUCAUUAUUCUUGAAAGCCCAGUGAUCUUUCUUCUAAUAUUUUUACUGUACAAUUUAAUGACACUAACAGCUACAAAGUUUUAUGCAACAAUCUGUUAUGCACAAUUUGUGUUCCAUUACAGUAUAUUCUGUAAGCGGAGGCCUUAUUACGUCUGCGUAUAAUGUGUAAGGAGUAAACAGUGGGCUUGCUUUAGUUACUUGAUGGCGUGGUUAUAGAAUCCAAUGUAAUAUAACAAACGGUGCAUACAAACAUACAAAUAUCUGGUUUCUCUAUUUUAGAUUUCAGCACAGAAUAUCGUUUUCACUCAUAAUUACUUGAACUACACCAACACUCAUUGGUCAUACGUGUUCACAAUCCAUGCUUAAUCCUUUUUUUUCAUACACACUUGAUCCUAAGUUAUUAAUAAACCAUUUUUGGUCAUUUAUUUGCACUAAAAUAAAUUCAUGUUUGCUGGUUGCACUUUGUAAUUGUGAAAAUAUGUCUCUGACUUGGUCAUUCUUUCAAUAAUGUUUCAUUAAUCUGCAAAAUAUGUUGACCAACAAAUAAACUUCUAGGAAACCAUAAA